GUUUGCUAGGCAAGUGUUCUACCACUUGAACUACACUUCCAGCUAGAGUUGAUUUUUUAAACCAUUUUUAUGGGUACAAUUCUGUAGCAUUAAGUACUUUGUUAUGCUACUCCCAUUGCUAUCAUCCACACAACUCUUCAUCUUGCAGAACUGAAACUCUGGACCUAUUGAAAACUAGGUCCUUCUGUAAAACAUAUAGCUUGUACAAGUGUCCUCAGCUUCUGGUAACCACAUUCUACUUUUUGUCUAUGGGUUUACUAUACUAGGUGCCUCCACAUAAGUGCAUUUAUUUGUUUGACCUUUUGUGACUGGCUUCAAAAUUCAUCCAUGUUGAAACAGCUGAAUGGCAUUGCAUAGAAACCAGGCUAACAUCUCCCAGGGGAUUCCAGUAUGCAGCAGAUUGUUCCCAGUGUGUCCUACUCAAGGACAGUGGGGCAGAACUCUGUCUGGUACUUCGCAGUGGCCCCAGAUGAGCCAGUCUCAAACCUGCAGUGGAGCAGAAGAGAUUCCAGGAAUAGAUGUACAACAUAGUAGAAAGUAUCAUACCCCAAAUAAGCUUCCUACCUUCAAAGAUUUCCCACAGCCUGUGGAAGAAAAGGUUGGAAUCUUCACAAAGAUAAUAGAAGCUAUGGGAUUCACAGGACCUUUGAAAUACAGUAAAUGGAAGAUUAAGAUUGCAGCCCUGCGCAUGUAUACUAGCUGUGUGGAGAAAACUGACUUCGAGGAAUUCUUUCUAAGGUGUCAGAUGCCCGACACAUUCAAUUCAUGGUUUCUUAUAACCCUGCUUCAUGUCUGGAUGUGUCUGGUCAGAAUGAAGCAGGAAGGCCGGAGUGGGAAAUACAUGUGUCGCAUCAUUGUUCAUUUUAUGUGGGAGGAUAUUGAGCAGCGUGGUAGAGUCAUGGGGGUUAAUUCCUAUAUCCUGAAGAAGAAUAUGCUUCUUAUGACAAAUAAUUUCUAUGCAUCAAUCCUGGGAUAUGAUGAGGGGGUCCUCUCCGAUGACCACGGGCUGGCUGCCGCCCUCUGGAGAACCUUCUUCAACCAGCAGUGUGAAGACCCGCGGCAGCUUGAGCUGCUGGUGGAAUAUGUGAGGAAGCAGAUGCAAUACCUGGAUUCCAUAGAUGGAGAAGACCUGCUGCUGACAGGGGAGGUGAGCUGGCGCCCUCUGGUGGAGAAGAAUCCACAGAGCAUCCUGAAGCCCCAGGCUCCCACUUACAAUGAUGAAGGCCUUUGAGGGCCAGAUCCCCUGGACAGUUGGCCAGCUUGGAAUCUGUUGGAACCUUGGCGAGAGAAGUACUGUUUGAUCCAAGAUCCCACAGAAAGUAGCCCGAACUGACCUUUGAACAGCAUCUGUCAAAUACCCGGUCCCAUUUGUGUUGUUUCCUCUUCCUAUGUCCUGGAGGCUGAUAGGGGGGAGGGGCAGUGCCGAGAGAAUUCCUAGCCCUUCGGAAAUGUCCCCUCCUUUGAAGGCGUCCCAAGCUGGAGCUGCUCAGCACACCCCCCCUCGGCCACCACAGGACACAGCUUUCCCCACAGGCUGAGGAGAGGGUGGGUGGGUUGGAAUGGGAGGGGCCUUAGAGUUUAUCAUGCUGCAGAAUGGAGACAGGGCAGCCCCGCUGUCCCCAGCUUGGAGCCGUGGGGCCAAGUUGGCCAUUAAAUGAAAACAGAGAUGUUACCUCUGCCCCCGGCACUUUUUUCUCCAGGGGCUUCCAGGAGCUCAGGUGAGGUGAUGGAUGUUGAGAGCUAAGGAGCACUGCCCAGCUCAGUGACAGGAAGAGGGAGAGGUCAAGGGUCACCAUCCAACCACAGCACAGCUUGCCAGGCACAUCUUUGGGAUCCAGAAGGCCUCUGGUGGCCAAUGGUCUCGUUACAUCCUAAGUCAUUUGGAAACAGGCCUCAAGAACAAAGGACCCUUUGUCACCACAGUGAGCCGGGCAAGAAGCUAUCAUUCUUCUCUCGGCCUUCCCUUAUAUGAGAUACUGAGGUGAAAAGAACAUUCUUUCUAGCUUAGUUGUACUGUACCAGGACCCAGCCCCGUGCCCAGCUUUCUACUGUCUCCCCAGAUUCCAGAGCAUGCGUUCAGAGCCAUCUGGUCUGGGCACUUGAGGAUCAGUCUCCUCCCUCCCUCCCUCCCUUUCUCUCUUUCUCUGUCAUCUCUUGGGGGAUUUUCUUAAAUUGAGCAAAGGGGAAAGGGAACCGUUUUGCCCCUCCCUCCCCCAUCAACUUCCUUCAUUGAACUUGCUAUAAAAUGAGUCAUAUAAAGAAACUCUAUACGGGUGAGGUAUAUCCCACUUCUGCGAAAACAUUACAAAUCAAACUGCCUUCCCUCAGUUUAUUUAAGAUGCUUUUGUUGCGAGUGGAGCUCUCGAGUGAAGCCUCCUCUGUGUAUGUGAGAUAAUAACACCUUGUAACUCAUUACAGCUGGGCACUAUUUACAUAAACCAGAGCCGAGCCAGGCAGGAAUUUGCUGAUUAAUUUAUUUUUAAUGGAGUGAAGUAUACCAUGCACCAAAAUAAACUUUACUGUGUGUACCUAA
Molecule: messenger RNA, 2533 nt
Organism: Perognathus longimembris pacificus (Pacific pocket mouse)
Lineage: Eukaryota; Metazoa; Chordata; Mammalia; Rodentia; Heteromyidae
Product: ubiquinol-cytochrome-c reductase complex assembly factor 1
Exons: 10
Coding region: 344-1231 (295 amino acids)
Biological process (GO): mitochondrial respiratory chain complex III assembly
Cellular component (GO): mitochondrion
Source: RefSeq, a predicted model, not a curated record